This is a messenger RNA of Drosophila nasuta, 2197 nucleotides long. RefSeq lists its product as uncharacterized. The record is from RefSeq and is a predicted model, not a curated record. The coding region runs from base 234 to 2195 and encodes 653 amino acids. The transcript has a single exon. NCBI's taxonomy places the organism in Eukaryota, Metazoa, Arthropoda, Insecta, Diptera, Drosophilidae.
AUUUGCUUUUGUGAAUUGUUUAGCAAAUUAGCACAGCUCCCAUCAAUUUGGGGCACAUAAAUUGAACUCUGCUCUGGGUUAAGUGGAUACACAAGGAUUCCUACACACCAAUAUUAAACGAUAUAUACUCUUCUAUAUAUUCGCAUUUUUAGACAUUUGUAUUUUGUAAUUUAGUUGCGUCGAACACGUAAGGCAUUUGCGGCUCGUAAACAAUCUCUACGCUAAAUGACAACAUGGAUCGCGAGGAGGUUAAAGUGAAUGCUUCACAAGUCAACUUUCAACCAUUGACCAACAGUGGACGCCUCGAGACGCCAACGUUCUUUGCCGAUGAGUUGGUCAAUGAAAUCUUCGAUGCCAUGAAGGAGAAGGAGGGCAUGGGCAAGUACAGCAGCAGUGCCUGCCUCAUUAAUAUGCCCAUUGCCGAGUCAAAGCAUAAAGUAGCUGAUGAUGAUGACAUGAUGGAUCCGCGUCUUGCAUCCUGGCACAAGAUGUUGAAGCAACGAAAAGCCAUACAGCAGCGCAUACAAAGUUGCACCGGGAAGCGAGCGGAGGAUGUGCUCUUCAAUCGCCAUGUGACCAUCGACAAUCAGACCAAGACAAUGUUGCUGAAUGUGCUCGAGAGUGCCAAGCGCAGUGAGGAACACGCUCCCGAUCGUGUGUAUAGUGUACUGAAGACACGCAUUGAUCAGCAGACUUGUCGCGAGAUUCGGGAACUGCAAGUAACUGAUCCCAAGUUGCAGAAACUCGAAUUCGUCGGUUUGCCACAAGUCACACAACUCGAAUUGGCUGGCGUCGUUGAUCCGCCUGAGAGCUGCUUCCAGCGCUCGCAAUUAUUGGCCAAGCAGCUGCACAAGAACGAGGAGAACAUCAAGCGGGUGUUGAGCUAUUGUCCACAUCUCGAUAGUCUGCAGGUGGCUCCCGGCUUCGAGCCACGCGCUGUACCCCUGAUGACUACACAGUUUUUGGGUGAGGAUGAGCUGUUGGUGGUGUCGCCCGAGACCAGCGAGCAUGCUCUUAAACGCAAUGUGCCUAAGCUGAAAGUGGAGAAGAAGCCAGCGCCCAUUAAACAUACGCCUUCGACUAAUCAGAUCCGGAUCAAUGGCACUCCGCAUGGUUUUGGCGAUAUGCAGGGCGCAUUGAGCAGCGAGCUGCACUUGGUCUUUCAGUGCGAUCCGUUUCAACGCAUGCGCAAGACGAUCGUUUAUCUGGAGAAUAUUAGCGAUAAGUUUCUCAUAGGAAAAUGGAAGCAGAUCAAAAUGUACAACAAGGAGCUAAUUCAACAUCAAGCAAGCACUGGGGACUUCGUGUUCGAUGCACGUCCCUUUGCAUUGCUGCCAGGCCAUGCACGUCGCAUCGAUGUCAUGUAUAUGCCCAUGGCGGUGGGCGUGAAGAAGCAGAGCUGGAUGCUUCACUUGCAGCGUUCUUCGUUCUGUGGCAUGCGGCGCAUUACUCUUCGCCUGCACGGAGUCUGCACAGCACCAGCAUGUUUUCGUCAGCGCAUCGAUAGGGAUCAACAGCUGGUGGUUGAUAAGCGCAAUCAGCAGGUUGCAGACCGAUUGACCAAAUUCCAUGCCGAACUCGCACCUAUUGUGGAGCCACCUCGCAUGGAUUGUCCCUAUCAGCGUCGCCUCGACGAGCGUGAACUGUUUAGUGCCCAGAACUUGGGAUUCCAGUGCUCGCGCUUCACGGAUCUGGAGACCCUAAAGAAACUAUAUGUGCUGGUGAAAAAGCCGCGUCAACCAGCCUGGGAUUACAGCAUUGAGACGGUGCGUCAGUGCAUCUAUCAGCAUGAGCCGAAGCAGCGUGAAACACUGCAGAAGCUGUUGCUGGACAUUAUUGAACCUAUGCGUUGCAGCUCCAAAGAGACCUUCAGCAAGAUAGACAACGGCGUGGAGAGGCAGCGCACCUGCUUUAUCUAUGUGCGCGGCAUCAUCAGCAGCGCCUUCGAAGAGUGGCAUGUAUUGGCCGAAACACUGGGCGAGCAAUUUUACAAAUCGGAAGCGCAUCGCUUCGUCAUUGGCGUCAACGACUUAGGGGAGGAGUUGCCCAAUGAAGAGGAGAUAGAUGCGCAUGUCUCGAAACGGGUCAAUAGCUGCAAAUACUUCAAGGAUGCGCUCUACAUACAAACCUAUACAUUACUUUGCGAUGCUGUCGAGAAUAUUGUGAGUGCCAUCGAGAGCAAUGUCCAUCUUUAGGG